Molecule: messenger RNA, 2466 nt
Organism: Gastrolobium bilobum
Lineage: Eukaryota; Viridiplantae; Streptophyta; Magnoliopsida; Fabales; Fabaceae
Product: E3 ubiquitin-protein ligase SIS3
Exons: 8
Coding region: 1036-2061 (341 amino acids)
Biological process (GO): sugar mediated signaling pathway
Molecular function (GO): ubiquitin-protein transferase activity
Source: RefSeq, a predicted model, not a curated record
GUACGAUGGGUUUUUCUUGUCCAUGCUCGCCACUAGCGUGUAUCCUUUAACAACUCAGCUUCUGGGUUUUUCUAAAUUUGAGUUAUUGUCGCAAUUAAUUGGAAGCGGUAUCGUACUUGUACUUACCCGUUGCACAUAUGGAUCAUGGUUGACUACACUUCUGUGUUUGUUUUCCGGCUCUUGAUGUUUGUUGAUAAUGGGCUUGCUGCGGGAAUGGGUUUGUAAGGCCUUCUAUUCUUAACCUGCGUUUUGUAACUAAGAUUCCUUUAUACAUGAUGAUCACAGAGCAUGUUGAUAUUGUUGAUGGCAUCAAUCUACAUGAAACUAAUGUGCUUGUGUUAGCAUAGUACGGAUAACACUAAUCCGAACAUGACAGAAAUUUGCUGCGGCAGGCUAGUCAUUUGCCUGAGUUACACAGUGCAGCUGUACCUGGAAUGGGUGACAUAGCUCAAGGUUAAAAGUUAAAAUAGCACUAUGGAAGAGAAGGACAUAAAAGUUUAUGGAAUGUAUGAAUGUACUAUGGUUAAUAUGGCCGGUGGUUUUAUGAGUUUUUUAUUUUUUUUUACUUUUUUUCAUAUGUGAAAUUCUCACUUAGUUUCUCUUGAGCAUUUAGGUGAAAAAUCAUAUAUAGUCAUUUUGCUUUCAUGGCUGAUUUCUUUGUAUAGGAAGGGGUGAGAAAAUAAGGGAAAACAAGAGAAAAUGAAAGAAACUGUAUUGAAACAUUAUUGAGAACAAUGAUUACAACAUUGGUUGCAGUUCUAAGAGAAAAACCUACAAUAUAUAGAUGUACCAGAAGCUUGUGUUACAAGCUGAAACCGAGACUAACUGAUCUAAGAUUCAGUUGUAAACUACAACAGAAAUUACAACUGAAUGCCACGUAGGUAUAACAGAAUUUAGGGAUUAGCCUAGUCACUAUAGGUCUGCAGUACUGAAGUACUGCUCCAUAUGUUGACCCAAGUACAUUAUUCUAUUACUUUGAUUCAUAACAUUAAACUCAACUAAAGUGGUUCUGAAUUUUUGUGUUGCAUCAAAUAAAUGAAGUCAAAUAAUGUUUUAAUUCAUCAAAUCCCAGUACUAAUUCAAUCUCACCUUUAUCCCUCCUCUCCCUUCCUUUUCUAUGCUUCUAGAGAUUUUGGGCGGCAGCAGAGAUAUGCUCGUUUCUGUGGAAGAGUAGUAGUCCUUUCAAUCCUUGUGUUGCUUCUCUAUCCAUUUCUUUGGGCUUGGACUAUAACUGGUACCCUGUGGUUCAGCAGUGCCAAGAACUGUCUGCCUGAAAAUGGUCAGAAGUGGGGCUUCCUCAUCUGGUUAAUUUUUAGCUACUGUGGACUCCUUUGCAUUGCUUGCAUGUCACUGGGGAAGUGGUUGACGCGAAGACAAGCACACUUAUUGCGUGCCCAACAGGGCAUCCCUGUAUCUGAAUAUGGGAUUCUGGUUGAUAUGAUCCGAGUGCCUGAUUGGGCAUUUGAAGCUGCUGGUCAAGAAGCAAGGGGCAUGGGCCAAGAUGCUGCUGCAUAUCAUCCAGGACUUUACCUAACUCCAGCUCAGAGAGAAGCAGUUGAAGCUUUAAUUCAGGAACUCCCAAAGUUCAGGUUAAAGGCUGUUCCAACUGAUUGCAGUGAAUGCCCCAUCUGCUUAGAAGAGUUCUAUGUAGGGAAUGAGGUCCGUGGCCUACCUUGCGCUCACAAUUUUCAUGUUGAAUGCAUUGAUGAGUGGCUUAGGCUGAAUGUGAAAUGUCCUCGGUGCCGUUGCUCAGUAUUUCCAAAUCUUGAUCUUAGUGCUCUGUCCAAUCUCCGUGCUGAUUCCGAACGAUCUUCUGCUAGUGUUGUGACAACAACCAGAUACGUGAGAGGCCAACCAUCUAGUCAAAGUUAUCGGUUAAGAUUACAAGGUCUUCUCCGCCCAGUGCGUGCUGGAAUUGCAGGGCCAGUUGGUGACACGGAUAAUGCUUUGGAAAAUGCUGAGAACGGUGUUGUACCUAUUGUGAUUCGAAAUGCAUCAACUGGAGACCAGGUCUCUUCUGUGGAAUGCAUGCCUGUCAGUGUUUCCUCUGCACAAAGUUAGACUAUAUAGUUUCUGAACUGCUGUUAUAUUUCUAACCCAUUCUGGAGAAGGCGAAGGACGCAUAUCCAUAUCUGGCGUGUGUAUAAAUGGUCCACAUUCUAACAAGAAAUUAUCAUGAUUGAUCCAUAAAGAAAUGGGUCAGUUUCUUUUCGGAGACAUCUCGGAGUAGUAGGACUUGGAAAAUGAAUAUUACCUUUUUGCUUAACAUAGAUUAGAGCCACAGAUGUGUAAUAGUCUUUUAUAUUUAGUAAUGUAAAGAGAGUUUAAAAUUCUAUUUCUAUGUUGAAUUUUGCAUUUGCCUUUUACCUUCUUACUCGGGGUAAGAUUUUCGUUCACUUUUAUUGGGGAGCGGGGUGACAUUGGGUUGUGUACAUCACAAUAGAAAUUAUAUACAUUUUUGUGUGG